UCAGCAGGUUACUCACUUACUCAGCAUCUCCUUCCUCUCGAUCUCCUCCCUCACUCCCUCGGCAGAAGAAUAAGUCCCAUCACUUCCUCCGUCCAGCCACCGCCGUGUCACCGCCGCCGUCGCAAGUUGCGACUGCUCGAGGCCGCCAUUCCCAGUACGAUCGUCUCCGACAGUGCACGAAGCCGCCGUCCACACUGCAACUCGUCUCGCGUCGUUCCUCCGCCGUACAGCCGCUGUUCCGCGACGAAGACUCUGUUCCACCUCGCUCCAGCCCUUCUCUGCUCCAGUUCCGCCACGCUCCACCCUCCUCUGCUCCAAUUCCGCCGCCCACCCCUCGGCUUCAGUUCCGCGGCAGUCCGGGAUACAUCUUCUCCAGUUUUGCCGCGUCCCGCCUUCCGUCGUGCUCCCUCACCUCUGUGCUCUAGAAGGUCCUGUCUUUCUGAACAAAAAAAAUCGUGUCAGUUUGGCAUUUUUUUGUUUUAAAUCACUGCUGUUCAUUUUGAGCUCAGAUGAAUAGUGCUCAACUGCAAGUUACGAACAUUUGCUGAUCAAUACUAAGUUGAGAUUUUGUGCAUCUUUCUUGAAUUAAAAUGGUUGCAGACUCUUAUACAUACUUUCACUACAUUUCACUUUGUUGCAUUACAGUGACAGGAACUCUGAAAGGUUAUGAUCGUUGCUUAACCUUGUCCUAGAUGAAGCUGUAGAGUUUCUAAGAGGUAACUAAUAGGUGGACCCUGUUUCUUUAUUUAUGAAUUUAACGAUUUAUCGUGUAUGUACUUCUGAAGCUUUGACUUUCUUAUCAUGCUAAUGACUUUUGUAAUGUAACUUUCGCAUUGUUGCAUCUUACGAUGAAGUUUGGUAGGGGCAAAGAAUAUGUGCAUCUGGUGAACUUUGUUGCCCUUAUUUUGAAUGAAGUAGUUAGGACAUAGGAGUAUGAUUUAUCAUUUGUCUUCUUGUCAAGAAGUUUUUUCAUUAAAUUUAUUAUUUCACCGCACUAAGCUAGACAAAUUUUUGCGGAUUAAGAAAAGGGAUGUUUACUGAUUCAUGAGAGUGAGGGCUGAAUGAGUAAUGAGCUAUUAAUAGGCAUGCUUUAGCUUCAAUUCUGCUGCAGCUAUGAUCAAACUCUGAUGUAAACAUUGGGUUUAAAAAUAUUUGACUUUGUUUUCACUUUAAGUGGGGCUUACUUAUUUUCAUUGAAUCCAUCAUCUUUUCACAUAUGCUUUCUUUCAGAUUUAUCAAGUCAAACAGCAAAAUUAAGAUUUCCAUACAAAUAUUGAGUUCACUCUAAUUAUGUUUUACUGUUUUUAUUUAUAUUUUAUUUAUUAUUCUAUUAUAAAACGGUUAUUUCGGUUGAACCAGUAAAUUAGUAGUUAGAACGGUUCGAAUUGGUUCGGUUUUCAAAACCUUGAAAAAAAAAAACCAAAACGGAUAAAAAGAAAUAAUAAAAAAUGAAAAGAGAAAGGAUGAGAGAGAAGUUACUUCGUCUCAUCCUCUAUUGCUCCCAGAGACACCGUCCCCCACUUCUCCCAGCCAGCCACCGUUCUCACUUCUCUUCUCUUCCAGCAAGCACCUUCAAUUCCUCUUCUCCCUAGUCCCAACAACUGUGCAUUUUGCUGUUCCCUUCUUCCUCUCCCCCUUCCCAUCUUCUCGUCGGCAUUGCCUUCACAGCAUCCUCUCCUUCCAUCCGUGCCUUCCAGUCGCCUUCCAGCCGUGGCUAUGGUCGCCUCCCAGCCGCUGCUGUGUUCACCUUUCAUCUGUCUCCGUCGGUGCCUCAGUUCUGGAUUCAGCAUUGAAGAGUCAGUAAUCGUCACCUGAGUUCUUUUUUCCUCCCACAUUCAGUAGGCCUAUCCCAGAGCCUUCAGUUGGAUUUGAUCUUAUAUGUUUUCUGCGGCCUUAUUCAGAGCUGUAAGGCAUGGGUUUUCAAGUACAUUCAAGAGAGAUAGCUUAUUCACGUUAUACUGUCUAGUUGAGGAUUUUCCGACCAUUGCAUCAUAUCCUGCAGCAAGUUGGUGUUUCCAGUCUUCUACUCUUCAUACGUGCAUACAUCCACAAACUUGCAACACAGCAUGGCAUCUUUCAAGGGUUCCUUAUCUACCUUCUCCAGCGGGAUAUCUUUGGCAGAGAUCAAAUAUAUUUGGAAUCCCUGGUAUUUUGAGAAACUUAAAACCUGCCAAAUAUCUAAGUAACGGAUCAGUUCAGGUGAAGACUGAUUAUGAUGUUGUGAGGUUCUCUCUUGGGUCACCUGAUGAUAUUAGUUCCAUAAAAAAGAGCCCAAAGAAGAAAAUGUCUAGAAAAGCUAAAUUGAAUGAGCUCAGAUUCUACCGCUUGAAGGCUAAAAAGAAGAUGAAUUCCCCAAAUCCAGAGGCCAAGCGAAAAGAAACAUGGUUGAUUGAGAAGCUAAGGAAAUAUCAUGUGCUGAAAAUCCCUGCAGAAACAUUUGAUCCUGAAAUUUUAACUGAGGAAGAGAGGCAUUACCUGAAGCGAACAGGUGAGAAAAAGAAGCAUUUUGUUAUGGUUGGGAGACGAGGAGUGUUUGGUGGGGUAGUUCUUAACAUGCAUCUUCAUUGGAAGAAUCAUGAAACAGUAAAGGUUAUAUGCAAACCUUGCAAACCUGGGCAGGUUCAUGAAUAUGCUGAAGAGCUUGCUCGACUGAGCAAAGGCAUUGUGAUUGAUAUCAAGCCUAAUAAUACUAUCAUUUUCUUCCGUGGUAAGAACUAUGAACAGCCAAAAGUAAUGUCACCUCCAGAUACAUUAUCAAAAGCAAAGGCCUUGGAGAAAUAUAGAUACGAGCAGUCACUUGAACAUACAAGCCAGUUCAUUGAAAAGUUGGAGAAGGAGCUUGAAGAGUAUCACCAGCACCUCGCAAAAUUUAGAAAAGGGAAAGAUGAUACAACUAAAGAUAUUAAGGGACCAUCAUCUACCAGGACAAAUAAAACUGCAGGAUUACACACUGUUUUAAAGGAAAAAUGUAAGUGGAAAGAACAAUGAAUGGGAAUAAAUGGAUAAUGACUAAGCUUUAAUGUUCAAACACCAUAUUGCAUCAACUACAUUUUUUUCCCCACCCAAUUUAAUUUGUGGUUAUUUGGUCAGAAAUUCUAGAAGCAUGAAUCUACCAUUGGUGGACUUUAACGUAUACACGAGCUUCGGACAAUGUUAUAUUGUUUGCGCUUAGGGGAGUAUAGGAUCUCACAUUUGAAUAUUUAUUUGUAGUCUCGAGGCCUAGAAUUGUCAACUUGCUAUAUAUCAAACAUGCAAUUAUGAUUAAACAUCCUUUUAUCCA
This is a messenger RNA of Arachis stenosperma, 3280 nucleotides long. RefSeq lists its product as uncharacterized. The coding region runs from base 1879 to 2988 and encodes 369 amino acids. The record is from RefSeq and is a predicted model, not a curated record. The transcript is spliced from 8 exons. NCBI's taxonomy places the organism in Eukaryota, Viridiplantae, Streptophyta, Magnoliopsida, Fabales, Fabaceae. Gene Ontology annotation, molecular function: RNA binding.